Molecule: messenger RNA, 1428 nt
Organism: Fraxinus pennsylvanica
Lineage: Eukaryota; Viridiplantae; Streptophyta; Magnoliopsida; Lamiales; Oleaceae
Source: the annotation of a GenBank genome assembly
AUGAUGCAUGUAAAGAGAGAUUUUGAGGUGAAGUUGAGCAAGAAUGAGGUGGUGGCGCCAGUAAUGCCUAUACAAGAGAAUAGGCUGCCACUUUCCAAUCUCGACUUGCUCUUGCCGCCGGUGGAUGUCGGCGUUUUCUUUUGUUACAAGAAACCUGAAAAUUUUACGUUUGAAUCAAUGGUGGUUGUUCUUAAGAAGGCCUUGACACAAACUUUAGUAUCAUACCAUGCAUUUGCAGGCGAGCUUGUGAAGAAUGCCUACGGGGAGCCCGAACUUCUCUGCAACAACCGGGGUGUUGACUUCGUCGAAGCCAUGGCCGACAUAGAGCUCAAGGAUCUUGAUUUGUACAAUCCAGAUGCCACUGUAGAAGGGAAACUUGUACCAAAGAGAAAGCAAGGUCUGCUGGCCAUACAGGCCACGCAACUGAAACGUGGCGGAAUGGUGGUGGCGUGUACAUUUUCUCAUCAGGUGGCGGAUGCCUACUCCGCCAACAUGUUUCUCAUUUCAUGGGCGGAGAUGGCUCUCUCCAAGCCAUUAUCUCAAAUCCCAUCCUUCCGCCGGUCAAUUCUUUUCCCUCGCGACCCCACCAGUUACGACGUUUCAGUAGGCAACAUGUACGUUCCAAUUUCAGCUCUGCCGCAGCCGGAGGCGGACGAUCAACGUUCUGAUGCCGAUGAUGAUGAUGAUGAUGAUGAUGAUGAUGAAAUAGCAAUAAGUCGCAUAUAUUAUAUCAAAUCUGAUCGAAUCAAUGAUCUCCAGUUAUUGGCUAAUACUGAAAAUGACAGUAGCUGUUCUAGGAGAAAAAGGACUAAAUUGGAGGCGUUCAGUGCCUUCCUGUGGAAGAUGAUUGCUAUCGGAGAAUUUACGCGAACUGAUAAGUUUUGUAGACUGGGAAUUGUGGUUGAUGGGAGGACUAGAUUGAUCAAUGGAGACGAAAAUCAAGCGAAAUUGAUUGAACCAUAUUUUGGCAAUGUUCUGUCAAUCCCAUUUGGGGAGAAGAAAAUUAAAGAAUUGAAGGAGAGGCCAUUGAGUUGGAUUGCAAAUGAAAUUCAUGAGUUUUUAGAUGCUGCAGUGACAAAAGAACAUUUCUUGGGGCUAAUAGAUUGGGUGGAGGUUCAUCGUCCCGAGCCAGGUCGGGCCAAAAUAUACUGUGCAAGGGCAAGUGAGGAUGAGCCGGCGGUGGUGGUGUCAUCGGGGCAGCAUUUUCCGGUGAAAAAGAUGAAUUUCGGGUGGGGAGAACCUUGUUUUGGUUCGUACCAUUUUCCAUGGAGAGGGAAAUCUGGUUAUGUUAUGCCAAUGCCAAGUCCAAAGGGGAAUGGAGAUUGGAUUGUUUACAUGCACUUGUUGAAAGGGCAGUUGGAGUUGAUAGAGAAUAAUGCAGCUAAUGUGUUUAGUCCUUUGACUUCUGAAUAUCUAUGCUUAAACUGA